AUGCGAACAAGUUUGAAACGUAAAGCUUUGAUCCGAAUGAGUGGGCAGUACCAUCCCAAGAAUGACCCUUCAUCAUCUCACUCUUACUCUCACAUUCAAUAUCAAAAGCCCAUUCACUAUCUUUCUGUAGACGUGGAUGUGGAUGCAGAUGCAGCACAAGUUGAAUCCAAAUCUCAAGAGAAGAUCAUUCAUCAACAUGUCAUUAAGAACAACACCCAUAUCCUUGACAAGCUUGCCCGUUUCUAUGUCACACGUAAUGAAAUCGAACUUGCUCGUCGUGUGUUUGACCAAAUUCCUAAGCCAAGUGUUGUUUUGCGGAACAUGAUGAUCCGAGCUUAUGCUUGGGCUGGUCCUUUUCACCAAGCCAUUUAUUUGUAUCAUCACAUGCUGCAACACCGGGUGACACCCACCAAGUUCACCUUCCCUUUUGUUCUCAAAGCCUGUUCAGCUCUACAAGCUAUACAAGUUGGGAGAGAAAUACAUGACCAUGCCCGCACACUUGGUCUGGAAAUGGAUGUCUAUGUUUCUACGGCCUUGCUUGACAUGUAUGCCAAAUGUGGGGAUUUGUUUGAAGCACAAGCAUUAUUUAAUAGUAUGUCCCACAGGGAUAUUGUGGCAUGGAAUGCAAUGAUUGCUGGGUUUUCAUUUCAUGCACUUCACAACCAAACAAUGCAUUUAGUUAUCCAAAUGCAGCAGGCAGGAAUAUGUCCUAAUUCUUCAACUAUUGUAUCUGUUCUACCCACUGUUGGACACGCUAAUGCAUUACGCCAGGGGAAGGCUAUUCAUGCUUACUCUGUAAGGAAGAUCUUCAGUGACAAUGUGGUUGUUGGAACUGGGCUCUUGGAUAUGUAUGCUAAGUGCCAUCACUUAUCUUAUGCCAGGAAAAUCUUCAAUUCCAUGAACCAAAAGAAUGAGAUAUGCUGGAGCGCUAUGAUUGGAGGAUAUGUCAUUUGUGAUUCCAUGAAAGAUGCAUUGGCUCUGUAUGAUGACAUGGUACUUAUAUACAGGCUGAACCCUACACCAGUCACUCUUGCAAGCAUACUUCGAGCUUGUGCAAAGCUUACUGAUCUGAACAAAGGGAAAAACUUGCAUUGUUAUAUGAUUAAAUCAGGGAUGAAUUUAGAUACAACAGUAGGAAACUCACUGAUAUCGAUGUAUGCUAAGUGUGGGAUUAUGGACGACGCAGUUGGGUUUUUUGAUGAAAUUAUCACAAAAGACACAGUUUCUUAUAGUGCUAUUAUUUCAGGAUGUGUGCAAAAUGGCUAUGCAGAGAAAGCUUUACUUAUUUUUCGCCAGAUGCAAUUAUCUGGUACCGACCCAGAUUUGGCAACCAUGAUAGGUCUACUUCCUGCUUGUUCACAUUUAGCCGCUCUACAACAUGGGGCCUGCUGCCAUGGAUACUCAGUUGUUCGUGGCUUCACUACAGAUACCUCCAUUUGUAAUGCCAUUAUUGACAUGUACUCAAAGUGUGGAAAGAUUAAUAUCAGUCGGGAAAUUUUUGGUAGGAUGCAUGAGAGGGAUAUUGUUUCGUGGAAUACAAUCAUAAUUGGUUAUGGCAUUCAUGGGCUAUGCAUAGAAGCACUUUCACUAUUCAAUGAAUUACGGGCAUCAGGUUUGAAGCCGGAUGAUGUGACCCUUAUUGCUGUUUUAUCUGCGUGUAGCCAUUCAGGACUUGUCACGGAAGGAAAAUAUUGGUUUAAUGCCAUGAGGCAAGACUUCAACAUAACACCAAGGAUGGCCCAUUAUAUAUGUAUGGUUGACCUUCUGGCCCGGGCAGGAAAUUUGGAUGAAGCAUACUCCUUUAUUCAAAGGAUGCCAUUUGAGCCUGAUGUUCGUGUAUGGGGUGCACUGCUUGCUGCAUGUAGGACCCACAAAAAUAUUGAAAUGGGUGAAGAAGUAUCAAAGAAGAUCCAGCUGCUGGGACCUGAAGGUACUGGAAAUUUUGUUCUUAUGUCUAACAUCUAUAGUUCUGUCGGCAGAUGGGAUGAUGCAGCACAUAUUAGAAGCAUACAAAGGAAUCAAGGUUACAAGAAAAGCCCAGGCUGCAGUUGGGUUGAGAUCUCUGGGGUAAUCCAUGGAUUUAUUGGUGGGGAUCAAUCCCAUCCACAAUCAGCAUCCAUAAAUAAGAAGUUACAGGAACUGCUGCUGCAGAUGAAAAAAUUGGGAUAUCGUGCAGAUUCUAGUUUCGUUCUCCAUGAUGUUGAAGAAGAGGAGAAGGAACAGAUUCUCCUUUAUCAUGGUGAAAAAAUAGCCAUUGCAUUUGGAAUUCUUAAUACCAACCCCUGCAACCCCAUUCUAGUUACAAAAAAUCUGCGUAUAUGCGUUGACUGCCAUAAUGCAAUAAAAUUUAUGACUCUCAUAACAAAGAGGGAGAUAACUGUAAGAGAUGCAAGUCGAUUUCAUCAUUUUAAGAACGGAAUCUGCAAUUGUUGGGAUUUCUGGUGA
This is a messenger RNA of Gastrolobium bilobum, 2445 nucleotides long. Its product is annotated as pentatricopeptide repeat-containing protein At3g16610. Gene Ontology annotation, molecular function: zinc ion binding; protein binding; RNA binding. The transcript has a single exon. NCBI's taxonomy places the organism in Eukaryota, Viridiplantae, Streptophyta, Magnoliopsida, Fabales, Fabaceae. The record is from RefSeq and is a predicted model, not a curated record. Gene Ontology annotation, biological process: RNA modification. The coding region runs from base 1 to 2445 and encodes 814 amino acids.